Molecule: messenger RNA, 510 nt
Organism: Salvia hispanica
Lineage: Eukaryota; Viridiplantae; Streptophyta; Magnoliopsida; Lamiales; Lamiaceae
Source: RefSeq, a predicted model, not a curated record
AUGGGGAUUGAGGGGCUGGGGGUGAACUGGGGCACCAUGGCCAACCACAAGCUGCCGCCGAAGACGGUGGUGCAGCUUCUCAAAGACAACGGCAUCAACAUGGUGAAGCUCUUCGACGCCGAUCAAUCCACCAUGAGCGCCCUCGCCAGCUCCGGCAUCGAGGUCAUGAUCGCCAUCCCCAACAACCAGCUCUCUGCCAUGAACUCCUACGCCCACGCCAAGGGCUUCGUCCGCCACAACGUCUCCCGCUACAAUUUUGACAGCGGCGUCACCAUCAAGAAAGAACUCGCAUUUUACCCCAUUUUCUCCCUCAAUUUAGCCCUAAUUCUUCCCCUGUUGCCCCAAAUAAUACAGAAUGCUUUGAACGAAGCUGGCCUCGGCGACUCCAUCAAAGCUACAGUCCCAUUGAAUGCUGACGUGUACGGCUCCCCUAAAACCAACCCGGUUCCCUCCGCCAAGAGGUUCCGGCCGGAUAUCCUCCCUCAAAUGACCCAAAUCUCCAGUUCCUAG